GUAUGGAUACUGAUCUUGAAAAAGGGCAUGGAUUAAGCCCUCCAGCUUCUGCGGGAAAGCACAAAGAAAUAGAAGCAGCUCCCGAUGAUAGUAAAAUAAUAGAUCACCCUGGCAAUGAAAAAGAAGAAAUUCCAAUACCCAGGGAUGGGACCUUGGUGUCCAUAUACAAAGUUCCUGCCAGCCUUGCCGGACUCAGUUCCAAAGCCAUUGAGCCAGAAAUGGUCUUCAUGGGGCCAUGCCACGGCGACAAGAGAACGUCGUCGGAAUUUGAGAGCUACAAGCGUUGGUAUCUUAGUGCACUCCUUACUCGAUCAAACCGUCUUCAAACAGAGUACUCCGAAGCCAUGAGAAGGUUGGAGGGAAAUACAAGAAGUUGCUACUCUGAGGAUCAUCGUGAGUUCAUCUCCAAGUUGAAGGGAGAGGAAUUUGUAGAGAUGAUGAUGCUUGAUGGGUGCUUUAUCAUUGAGCUUUUUCAUCGUAUGAAUAUGGAAGAUCUCACGGACGAAAACGAUCCCAUCUUAAGCAGGCCAUGGUUGAUUCCAAUUGUCACCAGGGACCUCCUCAAGCUUGAAAAUCAGAUCCCUUUCUCUGUCCUCCAAGAAUUACACAACAUCUCCACGAAUCAACGUCAAGAAGGCUACUCUCUAGUCCUUCUUGCGCUGAAUUUGUUCAAUAAUUCGUUGCAUCGGCCUAUUGAAGUCCUUAAAAAGUCACAACCGUCAGAGGACCCCAAGCACUUGCUUGACUUGUUUUACUCUAGCCUUAUUCCGCAAAAUCCAAUUACUGAUCCAAGUGCGUUAGCGUGCAAGAGCUUGCUUCACUUCUGCUUCCGUUCCCCAAAACAAAGUACAAAUCCAAGUGCACAAAGUAUUGAUCCAAGCGAGUCAGAAGGCAAGCGCUUCUGCUUCCGUCCCCAAAAACAAAGUACAGUUCCGAAUGGUCCAUCGACCCGAAAAAACAAAAAAAAAUAUCCAAAUGACCCUUCUCAAAAGUACUGUCCAUCCUCCGAGUCAAUCCAGUGUACCGUACAACUAAGAUCCUCCGGUAUAAAGUUCAAGCCACAAAGAGCGGACAGCUUCUUGGAGAUCAAUUUCCAAGGUAGCGUUAUUAGCAGGUGUAAGGAACUACAAAUCCCACCUAUAACAAUCAACGAUUUCACCACUACCCUCUUCAUCAACUGCAUGGCCUUGGAACAAUGCCGCCAAAACAGUCACACGUGGUUCACCACCUAUAUUGCUUUCAUGAGCAGUCUCAUCACAUCACCUAGAGACGUCACAUUCCUUUGUUCUGAUGGGAUCGUCACUACUGGCUUCUCAUACAACGACCAAAAAGUGGCAGAGCUGUUCAAAAAGUUGGGGGAAAAAGCUGGCUUCAACAUAAGAGAAUGCUACCUCUCCAAGCAAUUCACAGAUGUGGAAGCAUAUUACAGCAGCUGUCGGGCUACUUUCAUCCGAAAUUAUUUUAGCAGGCCAUGGUCCUUCAUCUCAGUUCUCUACGCCGUCUUCCUUUUUGUUUUAACUCUGGGCCAAACUGUUUUCUCUAUCUUGAGCUACAUAAACGACCGCAGUUAGAAUUGCACGAAUGCAUGUGGGUAAAGCCCCUCGCUUUGUUCUUGUCUUUGGAUUUCGCUGGGAACCUUGUGAGUGUGUUUGAUACGGCCUAGGGCCUUUUGUUAUUUGCGUGUUGUGAUGGUAUAUGUGACUCUUUUCCUUUUGAUACUUAUUGAGUUGUUAAUAUGUACCUAUUAAGGUCCGUUUAAUUUCGGAUCACCAGAAUUAUAGAGGUGAGAUUGGUAGUGGUGAUGAUGAUAUAAAGUGAAAUCAAACUAAAUAAAUCUUAACGAGUACCCAUUAAUAAUUCAAUUAGCUG
This is a messenger RNA of Pyrus x bretschneideri (Chinese white pear), 1869 nucleotides long. Its product is annotated as UPF0481 protein At3g47200-like. The transcript has a single exon. Bases 3 to 1571 code for a protein of 522 amino acids. The record is from RefSeq and is a predicted model, not a curated record. Lineage: Eukaryota; Viridiplantae; Streptophyta; Magnoliopsida; Rosales; Rosaceae.